Messenger RNA from Eremothecium cymbalariae DBVPG#7215, 480 nucleotides. It is a transcript of the gene MIM1, whose product is annotated as Mim1p. Lineage: Eukaryota; Fungi; Ascomycota; Saccharomycetes; Saccharomycetales; Saccharomycetaceae. The transcript has a single exon. Gene Ontology annotation, cellular component: mitochondrial outer membrane. Gene Ontology annotation, biological process: protein insertion into mitochondrial outer membrane; mitochondrial outer membrane translocase complex assembly. The record is from RefSeq and is a predicted model, not a curated record. Bases 1 to 480 code for a protein of 159 amino acids.
AUGGCGGAGGAAAUUUUAGGAGAUAUUCAGGAAGUGGUACAAGCAGCGAUGCUAUCUAAUGUGAGUAGUAGGAAUGAAGUAGAAGACAAGAAGAAGCAACAUGAUGGGAGUGAUGAAAGCGGAGGGUCAUGUGGGACAAUUCAGGGGUUUUCAUCAAAUCUGGAGUCUAAUUUGUCCAGAUCAUUCACAGCAAGUGAUGUUGGAAGCAAUUCUGAAGGUUCAACGUUUAGCAAAGUGUUAUCAGUUGCCGGAUCAUGCUCUAUUAAUCUAAUUCUACCCUUUUUGAAUGGACUUAUGCUUGGCUUUGGAGAGCUUUUAGCGCAUGAGUUAAGUUGGAAGUUUUCUUGGUUCGAUAGGGAAAGAAACAAGGGGUACCGGAUCUACCCGGAAAUCAGGAAGACGGUAGCUUUGGAGGAACUGCAACGAACAAAGGCAAUUCAGAUGCAGCAGGAAGUUGUUAAUUCGAAUGGGUUUUUGUAG